AUGGGCCCUUGCUGCUGGGACGUUCCAAUGCUUGUGAAGCUCAUCGACCAGGGCCUGAACAUCGCCAGGCUGAACUUCUCUCAUGGAGACCAUGAGGGCCAUGGUGCCACUGUCGGCAGAGUCCGCGAAGCCUCCAAGCAGCGACCUGACAAGCCUGUGGCGAUCUUGCUGGACACGAAGGGUCCAGAGAUCCGAACAGGCUUCUUCAAGGAAAGCUUGGCUGGUGGAAAGAUUUCGCUGAAAGCCGGCCAAGACCUGAAGCUCGUGAACGACUAUGACUUCAAGGGUGAUGAGACCUGCAUCGCUUGCAGCUACAAGACACUGCCCACAGCUGUGAAGCCAGGCCAGAUCAUCUUGGCCGCGGAUGGAUCUUUGUCUUUGAAGGUCAAAAGCACGGGCGCUGAUCACGUCGUCACAGAGGUGCUGAACGACAUUGCCAUCGGAGAGAAGAAGAACAUGAAUCUGCCAGGUGUGAAGGUUGAGUUGCCUGUGCUCCAGGAAAAGGACCGGAAGGACCUCAUUGAAUUUGGCGUGCCGCAAGGUGUCGACUUCAUUGCGGCUUCUUUCGUUCAGGACGCCAAGGAUGUCAAGCUCAUCCGAGACACUCUUGGAAUGCGAGGGCGUUCUAUCAAGAUUAUCUCCAAGAUUGAGAAUCAGGAGGGAAUUAACAACAUCGAUGAGAUCAUUGCAGAGAGCGAUGGAAUCAUGGUUGCGCGCGGCGACAUGGGCAUGGAGAUUGACAUCGAGAAGGUCGGGCUGGUUCAAAAGAUGAUCAUCAUGAAGUGCAAUGCGGCUGGCAAGUUCGUGGUGACAGCUACGCAGAUGCUCGAUUCCAUGGAGCGAGCUCCCCGCCCAACACGCGCCGAAGCUACAGAUGUGCUGAAUGCUGUUUUGGACGGCACGGAUGUCGUGAUGCUUUCUGGUGAGACCGCCAACGGCAAGUUCCCUGAAGCCGCUGUUGCAACCAUGCGGAGAAUCUGUGAGCAGGCAGAAUCAGUGCUGGAUUACAAGUCCCUCUACCUCAACAUGCGACAGCUUGUCCUGAAGAAGGACAUGGGCAUGUCGGCGGUGGAGUCUGUGUGCUCCUCUGCAGUCAAAGCCUGCGUUGACUCCAAAUGCCCACUGAUCAUUGCUCUCAGCGAGACUGGAACAACCGCAAGGCUGAUUGCCAAGUAUCGUCCUCAGUCUCCGAUCCUGUGCAUCACAGCUAGCGAGACCAACCUUCGACAGCUGCUUGCAAUUCGUGGCGUCAUUCCCAUCCUCACAGCUUCCUUCCAGGGCACCGACUCUGUCAUUGCCAAAGCCUUGACUCGAGCCAAGGAGCACAACAUGGUGAAGUCUGGUGACAUUGUUGUGGCCGUGCAUGGCCAGAAGGAAGAAUGCCCCGGAGCCUCAAACCUGAUGAAGAUGGUCACGGUUCCGUGA
Symbiodinium pilosum is the source of this 1425-nucleotide messenger RNA. NCBI's taxonomy places the organism in Eukaryota, Dinophyceae, Suessiales, Symbiodiniaceae. The record is from the annotation of a GenBank genome assembly.